This is a messenger RNA of Phodopus roborovskii (desert hamster), 2522 nucleotides long. It is a transcript of the gene Rab8b, whose product is annotated as RAB8B, member RAS oncogene family. The coding region runs from base 100 to 723 and encodes 207 amino acids. NCBI's taxonomy places the organism in Eukaryota, Metazoa, Chordata, Mammalia, Rodentia, Cricetidae. Gene Ontology annotation, molecular function: GTP binding; GTPase activity. Gene Ontology annotation, biological process: protein secretion; Golgi vesicle fusion to target membrane; cellular response to insulin stimulus. Gene Ontology annotation, cellular component: endosome; plasma membrane; synaptic vesicle. The record is from RefSeq and is a predicted model, not a curated record. The transcript is spliced from 8 exons.
GGGAGGCUCGGCGGACACGCCCCCUCGCCCGAGGCCCCCUCCGCGCCUCUUUCCACCGCCUCCUUGCUCUCCGCGGUCAGAGAGGGCCGGAGCGAGAAGAUGGCGAAGACCUACGAUUAUCUGUUCAAGCUGCUGCUCAUCGGCGACUCCGGCGUCGGCAAGACCUGCCUCCUGUUCCGCUUCUCAGAGGACGCCUUCAACACCACCUUCAUCUCCACCAUCGGAAUUGAUUUUAAAAUCAGAACGAUAGAACUCGAUGGAAAGAAAAUUAAACUUCAGAUAUGGGACACAGCAGGCCAGGAAAGAUUCCGAACAAUUACGACAGCAUACUAUAGAGGAGCCAUGGGAAUUAUGCUGGUCUAUGACAUCACCAAUGAAAAAUCCUUUGACAACAUUAAGAAUUGGAUAAGAAACAUUGAAGAGCAUGCCUCUUCAGAUGUUGAAAGAAUGAUCCUGGGUAACAAAUGUGAUAUGAAUGACAAAAGACAAGUGUCAAAAGAAAGAGGGGAGAAGUUAGCAAUUGACUAUGGAAUUAAAUUUUUGGAGACGAGUGCAAAAUCCAGUACAAAUGUAGAGGAGGCAUUUUUUACACUUGCACGGGAUAUAAUGACAAAACUUAACAGAAAAAUGAAUGACAGCAAUUCAUCAGGAGCAGGCGGGCCAGUGAAAAUAACAGAAAACCGGUCCAAGAAGACCAGUUUCUUCCGUUGUUCAUUGCUUUGAUGAACUGUUCUUUUCUGAGAGACUGCAGUAUACCUAGAGGGCCCUUCCCUGCUUCUCAGAAAGCACAGGUUACCCAGCCUCAGAGUCACCUCGCCCAGCUGCUGCGGAGAGCACCAUGGAACUGUAGACCUCUCAACACAGAAUGCCAAGUGGAUUCCAGCCUCAUGGCCUAACAAAAGAGCAGGCUCCUUUCUUCAAAUAUGGAAGCAGUGAUGUGGAGACACGCAGGACCUAACUGGUUGUUCCUUGUUUUACUGCCUGUCCUGGGAAGCUGCUAUCUUUCUUUGCACACAAGUGUCAGCCUUUCUCUGGUACAGCAUAAUCUUAGACUCCUAACAGCACUUUAGUGGCAUGAAGUUCUAGACUAAUAUAUUUGGGGAUGUUUAAAGACAACAGAACAUUAAACAGAGGUUCAUCUAAAGUUAAAGGGUGGUUGGCCUGGGUCAUAUGGCCAAAAGUUUUUUUGGUAGCAUUUACCGAAGGGCUUUGAUUUUGCAGUGUUCUUAAAAAUCAUUAAAGUCUGGUAAACUUUUAAAAUUCAUAAAAUUGCCCAUGUGUUCACCAGAGGCCACCUCAUCUUCAUCUUUUCAGGUGGUUAUCAGCUCUGCUUAUCCCUUAGUAGCUGUAGCCUUUUUAAGUAGGCUGCCACUGCCUUCUCUCUGGAAACAGCAUGUAGAAAGCCACUCCAGUCUCAUUGUUUCUGAGGGUCAUAGUUGCUGUUCCUUUUCCUGCCUGCCACCUUGUCAUUAUUUACUUAUCUAAAACCAAUAAUAUAUGCAAGCUCUGCUGUGUCUGUCUGUGAACUUUAUGAGCUGAGAUUUCACAUAAGCGAGAAAUGGUCGUUGGGGAUUUAUUUUCAUAUCCAACUGUGGUCUUGUUACACCAGAAUAUGUAAUAUAUUCUUUCUUAGUUUCACCCAUUAUCCUGUAUUACCCAAUUCUUAACCAUAAUACUGUCUGUGAGAGAGUUAACAAAGGUUACAUUUAGAUUUCAUUUUUCAGAAAACAUACCUAUAUGGAGAGAAAUUAAACAUGUGAGUAUAAGCUGUUAAUAAUGCUAAAAAUAAUGAGUUUUGGUUCUAUUUAGAAUUAAAAAAAUACAUAAAAGUGAUUAGACCUAGAAUAUCCUCCAGAAAUCUUGUCUUUUUAUUAGAGCACAUGUGAUCCAGGUUUUGGCUCUCAAACAGCCAUUGCUGAAUGUAUAGGACCUAGUCCUUUGCGUUUAGGCUUGUAGUUAGAGAAGUGGUAUGGCUACACAGGCCAAAGCCAACCAAAAGCUUUGCUGCUUUUCUCACCAAACGCUGGUUCUGAUAUUUCUUUUUGUGAACAAACCAUCACACUAGGGGUGGGUGAGUGGGAAGUAUUUAGUGUUAACUUAUGUGCCAAAUCAGAUCACAAUGUCACUGCUGUUAUUCUGGUCUUCAGUGUCUAACACUGAAAUCUUGACAAGGGAAAUGAACUGGUAGCAAUUACUCCUUCUGCUCUUGUGCUAUACAUUAAGAACUGAACAUGAAAAUAGAUAGUUGGUUACAUAGGGGAUUCUGCUUCUGUGCGUGGACCAGCAGGGCUUCCUGUCUGUGGGAAAACUCAAAAGCAUUCCAGUGGCUGCAAGUAUACCAGAAUUAUUUUUGGUGGAUACACUGACUGUACUGUUGACAAACUUUAGCCUUUUUUUUUUCCUUUUCUCUAAUUACCUACCAGCUUAAAGUCACACAUUACUGUCCAGGUAUAAGUAGUUGUCUCAAUGAGAAUUGAUUGUAAGUUUAACAUCUUCAAAUUAAAUACAUUUUUGAAAAGAAA